AUGCAAAACGUCAGGGAGAACAGACGAAAUGUAAUUUAUCUGGAUGAGACUUGGGUUAAUCAAAAUUACACUGUAGGAAAAGGUGGCCGACUUAUAAUUCAGCAUGCAGGCUCUGCAGAGGGCUUCAUUCCAAACGCUGAGCUCACAUUUACUGCAAAGUAUGACGGUGAUUAUCACCGUCAAAUGAAUCACGAAGUGUUUGAAGAAUGGUUUCGUUGCCAGUUGCUCCCAAACAUACCGCCAACUUCAAUUAUUGUGAUGGAUAAUGCUCCAUAUCAUUCAAGGAAAGUAGAUAGACUACCAACGAUGUCAAGCAAAAAGGCAGUCAUUACAGAAUGGCUCAUCUCUAAAGGUGCGAAACCAACAGAGAAAAUGUUGAAGGGUCAACUUUUAGAGAUGGUAAAGGUGUACUCCGUUAAAAUAAAAAACACUUGUGUCGUAGAAAAAAUUGCAGCAGAAAAUGGAGUUGAAAUUAUUCGGCUUCCUCCCUACCACUGCCAAUACAACCCAAUAGAACUAAUUUGGGGCCAAGUGAAAAGUUUCAUAGCGAAACGAAACGAUUUAAAGAUGGCAAAACUAUCGGAACUUACUAAAGAAGCUCUGGAUACUGUGCCACAUGAAAAUUGGGAAAAUGCCGUAAGACAUGCCGAGCAAUUGCAAGUGGAAGAUGCAGCAAAAAAAGAUAUCUUGAUUGAUAAAUAUAUUGAUUCAUUUAUUGUAAGUCUUGACUCUUCUGAUGAGGAAUCUUCUGAUGAGGAGUCCUCUUAA
This is a messenger RNA of Macrobrachium nipponense, 768 nucleotides long. RefSeq lists its product as uncharacterized. The record is from RefSeq and is a predicted model, not a curated record. Lineage: Eukaryota; Metazoa; Arthropoda; Malacostraca; Decapoda; Palaemonidae. Gene Ontology annotation, molecular function: nucleic acid binding. The transcript has a single exon. The coding region runs from base 1 to 768 and encodes 255 amino acids.